This is a messenger RNA of Helianthus annuus (common sunflower), 1536 nucleotides long. RefSeq names its product 3-hydroxyisobutyryl-CoA hydrolase 1. Gene Ontology annotation, molecular function: 3-hydroxyisobutyryl-CoA hydrolase activity. Bases 776 to 1309 code for a protein of 177 amino acids. Gene Ontology annotation, biological process: L-valine catabolic process. The record is from RefSeq and is a predicted model, not a curated record. The transcript has 11 exons. Lineage: Eukaryota; Viridiplantae; Streptophyta; Magnoliopsida; Asterales; Asteraceae.
UCAUAGUUUUUCAUGUUCUUACGAGCACCAAAGUUUUUUCACCUAUUUAUCUUUUUAACAAUCUGUUUUUGAUUGUUUGUGUAUAUAUGAUCUGAACUGGUGUGCACGAUGAUUAAUCUGCAAAACCCACUUAUUUUGCUGGAAAAAGGUGGCUUCAUAUGAAUAUUAGUGUUUUUGAUUAUUCAAAACCUUAAAUUUGUCACCAAGCGCUUGCAACAUCUAUUUAGGUUGCACACAAGUUGCUCGAUAAAAUGCUUGAAUGAAGUUUUAUUCUCACAUUGGUUACAUUCAAGUGUAUGCCACCAUAAGGGUCGCAACGGAUCAGGCAUGUGGAAAUUCAACAGAAGGUGACACAUCAGUUUCAUCAGUUUAAAAAGAGAGACUGUGAUGUCUUUAUUAUGUUGAUAUUUAGGGGAAAACGGUUACUGAUUGAUUUCAAGGGUUUCCUUCUUCUAUGUUUUUUUUUGUUCGUUAUAAUUGCUAUAUCUACUUUUUUGUCUACUAGAUGUGGAUUUUGAUAGUAGAUAAAAGUUAUGAAACGGCAUCAUUUGGAUUUUUUUUGUUUUUACACUUAAUGAUGGUUAUUGCAUUUGUUUAUUAUGUUGGGUUUUUGUUUUAUAUUAGUUUGUUAUAAAAUAUUGAUGUGAAGAUCGAGCUUUGUUUUGUAGUGGAAGUAUGUUUCGGAUACUUCAAAGGAAUACAACCUAGGUUAGAUUAGAAAACGGCAUCUUUAAAUAAUCAUAUUAAUAUUGUAUCACUCAUUAGAGGGAUUGCUAUGGGAGGUGGUGCAGCCAUUGCAAUACAUGGUAGAUUUCGAGUUGUUACAGAUAAUACGUUUUUUGCAAUGCCAGAGACUGCAUUAGGGUCAUUCCCAGAUGUAGGUGCAUCUUAUUACUUAUCAAGACUACCUGGAUUCUUCGGAGAAUAUGUGGGUCUUACGGGUGCAAGAUUGGAUGGUGCUGAAAUGCUUGCAUGUGGUCUUGCAACCCACUUCGUCCCGUUAGAGAAAUUAUCCUCAUUAGAAGAUGCAUUAUGCAAAGCAACUACAGGUGAUCCAAAAAUUAUCAACAAUAUUAUACUACAUGACUUCUCAAACAAAAAUCCUACGUUAAAAGAAAAGAGCCACUAUUUCCGGUUAAAAACCAUUAAUAGUUGUUUCUCUCGGAGAACUGUUGAGGAGAUUAUCUCUGCACUUGAGGAGGGUGAUAAAAACAUGGAUGACUGGAUCUCAUGGACUAUCCAGGCCUUAAAGAAAGCAUCACCAACAAGUCUCAAAAUUUCUCUUUGCUCUGUACAUAUACUGCUUUAAGAGCCGGUGUUUACCUUGAAUCCGAUAUUUUACCACAUCGUGAGGUUGAUGCGGUUGACCCUAAAAGCCGACACAAGGGGAAUCUCGAGACCGAGAUCUUACUAGAGUCAAAAGGUGUCAACUACACUUCUAUAAGACCCGUUUAUAUCUACGGCCCGUUGAACUACAACCAUGUCGAAGAGUGGAUUUUCCAUAGGUUGAAAGCGGGCCGACCCAUCCCCAUUCCC